ACGCAGUUAUGUCAUCACGUUGGUGGCGGGUUUGUCUAAAAUGGCAACAAGGGAGUAAUAUGUUAUGGUAGGGAAAGUUUUAGUAGUAAUGCAACAUGUACGUUUCGUGAAAGUAGUAUGGGACUGUUAAUUUAUGUUUACUUAUAACAGAUCUAAUCGUGUGGACACGUACAUAAAAGAUAAUUACUAGCAGUGUAUUUGAUGAAACGAGAAUUUGACCAGUGCUGAGAAUUGUAGAGUAGUCUUUCAUGGCUAUGCAGAUGCAAUACGGUGAAAGAAGUGAGAAAGAAGAGGAAGAAAACUUUGGCCCACAACUUAUAAGCAGACUUGAGGCCGAAGCAGCAAAACUGGUCCCAAUGGGUUUCACCACAGCAACAGAAUUUCAUCAAAGGCGGUCAGAGAUCAUUCAAAUAACUACUGGUUCAAAAGAGCUUGAUAAAUUAUUACAAGGUGGAAUUGAAACUGGCUCUAUAACCGAGAUGUUUGGAGAAUUUCGUACUGGAAAAACUCAGUUGUGCCAUACUCUUGCAGUUACCUGUCAGCUCCCAAUUGAUCGAGGUGGAGGAGAAGGAAAAGCUAUGUACAUUGAUACAGAAGGCACUUUCCGUCCAGAACGCCUACUUGCUGUUGCUGAAAGGUAUGGCUUAACAGGUGGUGAUGUUUUAGAUAAUGUGGCUUAUGCGAGAGCAUUUAACACAGACCACCAAACUCAACUUCUGUACCAGGCUUCUGCUAUGAUGGCAGAAUCAAGAUAUGCACUAUUAAUAGUUGACAGCGCUACUGCACUUUACAGGACGGACUACUCAGGAAGAGGAGAGUUGUCAGCCAGACAGAUGCAUUUAGCAAGGUUUCUACGUAUGCUGCUUCGCCUUGCAGAUGAGUUUGGAGUGGCCGUGGUAAUAACUAAUCAAGUGGUUGCACAAGUAGAUGGAGCUGCAAUGUUUGCUGCAGAUCCAAAGAAGCCUAUAGGAGGGAACAUUAUAGCACAUGCUUCAACUACUAGAUUAUAUUUGAGGAAAGGUCGUGGAGAGACACGUAUUUGCAAAAUUUAUGAUUCACCAUGUCUACCUGAAGCUGAAGCAAUGUUUGCCAUUAAUGCAGAUGGAGUUGGAGAUGCUAAAGACUAAUUAAAAAAAAAAAAAGAGCCUAGCAGACUUAAGUAAUCCUGAUGAAAACAGCAAAGAUGCCAGUUAACUGUGGACAUUGUAUGUGAUCCAGCACAGCACUUAAAACUGGAAAAAAACAUCCCUGCCUUAAUGUUUUGUUGUUUGCCAGUGUCAUCUGUUCCUUAAAAGUUACUGGCCAUUUGUAAGGAAUUAAAGAAAACUGCAGUCGUCAGCAUGUUUAUUUUAUACACAGCAAUAUUUUGAGGACAUUUUCAGCAUCUGUAUUCUCAGAUACAGAAGGGCUUUUCUGUAAUUUGGUUGUGUUUGUUUUGUUCAAUGUACAUCUUAAUUUUCAAAAGAUGUAAAAGGUGAACGUAAAGAACUGUUUGUGAGGAAAAUGAACUACCUUUCUUCCAUGAGCAGUUUUCUAGUAUUAUCAGUUUUGUUUUAUAGGCAAUGCUAAAAUUUUGUUAAGAGCGUUCGAGAUAUUUGCUAAAGUUUUAGGAUCCCUAGCACCAUUUCAAUUUGAUAAAUGACCAUCUUUAUUUCAUCACAUGAACCUUUACAACAGGUAUUUGUAAUGGGAUAGAUGUACUUAAAUAAAGUAACUUUUACUUUCUA
Protopterus annectens (West African lungfish) is the source of this 1727-nucleotide messenger RNA. It is a transcript of the gene RAD51, whose product is annotated as RAD51 recombinase. Gene Ontology annotation, biological process: DNA strand invasion; mitotic recombination-dependent replication fork processing; mitotic recombination. Lineage: Eukaryota; Metazoa; Chordata; Ceratodontiformes; Protopteridae. The record is from RefSeq and is a predicted model, not a curated record. Gene Ontology annotation, molecular function: DNA strand exchange activity; double-stranded DNA binding; ATP binding. Gene Ontology annotation, cellular component: condensed nuclear chromosome.